CUGCCGGGUGGAGGCUGCAGGGCGGUCCCCGCACAACCGCUCGCGACCCUCCUGCUGCGGAGUUAGGGGAUCCAGUUGGGGAGGAGAGGCUAGGGGAGCCUCUGCCCUGCAGGCCUGGUGAGCAGCAGACUUUGGGGGACACGACGGGGUUGAGGAGGGCUCAGAGUUGUAGCCGUGGACAGGUGGUGUUCGUUCUCCUCCAGGUCAGGCCUGCAAGGAGGUUUUCUGCAGGAGUCCUGAUUUCAAAUGUAUUCCUAAGGAAUGGUGUCCUGUGGAAGCUCUUAACGGGCCUCAAGCUACGCUAGUCUCAUCUGCUUUCCAGUCCCCAGCCCUCAGAUGGUGAUGGGCUGGAACAGGCUGGUAGUAACAUGCAGGCAGGAUCUCUUAACCAUCCCUAAAAGUAAGACUGCUAACUCUGCCUUGACUCUGUUCUGCCCCUGGCUGCAGCAGCCCUGGAUAAAUGUCUUUGUGGCUCUAGCAUUCGACUCCAAACAGUUGGCUCACUCCUGGAGAAAUAAAGGCUGUUGCCAGGUUGGCUCUCCUGUCUGUAGCAAUGUUCUCCCCGAGCAAGAGGACAGCCAAUUCUUCCCGUGCCCAGGUCCUUCUAACGUGGAAACCAGACAAGGCUCAGGGUGGACCCCGAAAUGCUGAGAAGGAAAUCCUCGCCGCAAGACUCUUGCGUGACACUGAGACCUGUCGGCAGAACUUUAGGAACUUUCCCUACCCAGACCUGGCUGGUCCUCGGAAGGCAUUGAAUCAGCUCCGAGAGCUCUGCCUUAAGUGGCUAAGACCCGAGAUUCACUCUAAGGAACAGAUCCUGGAGCUGCUGAUUCUGGAACAGUUCCUGACCAUCCUGCCUGGGGAGGUUAGGACUUGGGUGAAGUCUCAGUACCCAAGGAGCAGCGAGGAGGUGGUGACUCUGGUGGAGGAUUUGACUCAGAUUCUAGAGGAGGAAGCUGCUUCUCAGAACUCUGCCCUUUCUCAAGAAACCCCAGAGGAAGACUCCAAAGGAAGACAAGCUUUCCAGGCAGGGUGGCUAAAUGACUUGGUGACCAAAGAAUCCAUGACAUUCAAAGACGUGGCUGUGGACAUCACCCAGGAGGACUGGGAGCUCAUGCGUCCUGUGCAGAAGGAGUUGUACAAGACUGUGACGCUGCAGAACUACUGGAACAUGGUUUCUCUGGGACUUACAGUGUACAGACCAACUGUGAUUCCCAUAUUGGAAGAGCCGUGGAUGGUGAUCAAAGAAAUUUUAGAAGGCCCUAGUCCAGAAUGGGAAACAGAAGCCCAAGAGGGUCCUCCAGCAGAAAAUAUUUCUAAACUCACAAAGGAUGAAACCAAGCCCAUCAAGCUGGAAGAACCCUAUGAUUAUGAGAACACAAUGGAGGGACAGGCAACAGGGACCUUCAGGAGGAUUCCCACCAAGAGAGAUUUCAAUUUGAAGUCAGUCCUUUCACAAGAAGAUGAUCCUACAGAAGAGUAUUUUAGUAAAUACAGUAUAUAUACAAGUAAUUUUGAAAAGCAUCCAAACCUAAUUAUACAGUUUGGUACCCAGUCGGAUGAUAAAACUUUUGUGUACGAUGAAAGGGCAGCCUUCAAUCAUGUCUCCUAUGGGAUCGUACACAGAAAAAUAUAUCCUGGAGAAAAGCCUUAUAAGUGUAACGUGUGUGGAAAGAAGUUUAGGAAAUACCCAUCCCUCAUUAAGCACCAAAGCAGCCAUGCCAAAGAGAAGUCUUAUGAAUGUGAAGAGUGUGGGAAAGAGUUUAGACACGUCUCAUCCCUCAUUGCACAUCAGAGGAUGCACACGGGAGAGAAGCCGUACGAGUGCCACCAGUGUGGGAAAGCCUUCAGCCAGCGUGCACACCUCACCAUCCACCAGAGGAUCCACACGGGAGAGAAGCCCUACAGGUGUGAUGACUGUGGGAAGGACUUCAGCCAGCGUGCCCACCUCACCAUCCAUCAGAGGACACACACCGGCGAGAAACCCUACAGGUGCUUGGAGUGUGGAAAAACCUUCAGCCACAGCUCAUCGCUGAUUAACCACCAGAGAGUCCACACUGGAGAAAAACCUUACAUAUGCAAUGAAUGUGGAAAAACAUUCAGUCAGAGCACACACCUCCUUCAACAUCAAAAGAUACACACGGGAAAGAAACCAUAUAAAUGCAAUGAGUGUUGGAAGGUGUUUAGUCAGAGUACUUACCUGAUUCGACAUCAGAGGAUUCAUUCUGGAGAGAAGUGUUACAAAUGCAAUGAGUGUGGGAAAGCCUUUGCUCAUUCCUCAACUCUUAUUCAGCAUCAGACUACUCACACUGGAGAGAAGUCCUAUAUAUGCAAUAUAUGUGGGAAAGCCUUCAGCCAGAGUGCAAACCUCACCCAACAUCAUAGAACACACACUGGAGAGAAACCCUAUAAGUGCAGUGUGUGUGGGAAAGCCUUCAGCCAGAGUGUACACCUUACUCAGCAUCAGAGGAUCCAUAAUGGAGAAAAACCCUUUAAAUGCAAUAUAUGUGGGAAAGCGUAUAGGCAGGGUGCAAACCUUACUCAACAUCAGAGGAUUCACACCGGAGAGAAGCCCUAUAAAUGCAAUGAAUGCGGGAAAGCAUUUAUUUAUUCCUCAUCACUUAACCAACAUCAGAGGACUCAUACUGGAGAAAGACCCUAUAAAUGUAACGAAUGUGACAAAGAUUUUAGCCAGAGAACAUGCCUUAUUCAACACCAGAGAAUUCACACGGGAGAGAAGCCCUACGCAUGCCGUGUAUGUGGUAAAACCUUCACCCAGAGUACAAACCUCAUUCAGCAUCAGCGUGUCCAUACAGGUGGCAGACACCGUAAUUAAUGCACACAGGAGACUCCAUUUAGGUUUUAAACCUUAAAUUUUCUUUUGUAUUCUGUGUGUUUAAAACAUUACUCAAAAGAGGUGCAAUAUAGGUUAGCUAUCACUCAGCAGAAGCAUCAGAAUUAGUAAUGUGGGUAUAACCUAUUUAAAUUUAUUGUGAAAUUUAAGAAGAAAACAUUCACUUCCUAACCUUUAUUUGAUACCAGUUCGGUUCAUUCCAGAAGGAAAGCUUAGGAAAGUAAGAGUACUCAAAAACUUGUGACUCAACUCUGUGCUUGAAGUACUUCUUAAUGAGGCCUUAUGUGUGUAACUUGGGAAAGUGUCCAUCCAGCAGAGAUUUCACACCAGGAGUAAUCCCAGGGCAACAGGAAAGAAAAAGCUGCUUUCAAGCCUUUGGUUCUUCCCAGCUUUGAAGCCUUAAAUAUUGAAAGGGUCCCCUCCCCCCUUUUUACUUCCCUUUUCUAUUAUGCCAUAACCACCAUGUGGAGCCAGUAGGUUAAAAAAAAAAAAAUAGAUCAGAGUAUCUUAAAGGUU
Messenger RNA from Phacochoerus africanus (Common warthog), 3370 nucleotides. It is a transcript of the gene ZNF287, whose product is annotated as zinc finger protein 287. NCBI's taxonomy places the organism in Eukaryota, Metazoa, Chordata, Mammalia, Artiodactyla, Suidae. Gene Ontology annotation, molecular function: DNA-binding transcription factor activity, RNA polymerase II-specific; RNA polymerase II cis-regulatory region sequence-specific DNA binding. The transcript is spliced from 6 exons. Gene Ontology annotation, biological process: regulation of DNA-templated transcription. The record is from RefSeq and is a predicted model, not a curated record. Bases 554 to 2836 code for a protein of 760 amino acids.